This is a messenger RNA of Aspergillus fijiensis CBS 313.89, 2828 nucleotides long. RefSeq names its product putative Ste20-like serine/threonine protein kinase. The record is from RefSeq and is a predicted model, not a curated record. Gene Ontology annotation, molecular function: protein kinase activity; ATP binding. Gene Ontology annotation, biological process: protein phosphorylation. NCBI's taxonomy places the organism in Eukaryota, Fungi, Ascomycota, Eurotiomycetes, Eurotiales, Aspergillaceae. The coding region runs from base 262 to 2328 and encodes 688 amino acids. The transcript has 5 exons.
CCCCCCCCGCCAGCUGAUCGUGCACUGGUCGACCAGUGUCUCGCAUUCCACGGGUGGCACUUGAGCUUAAUCCUCGCUUUCUCGCCCUUGUGAACUCUGACAUAGAAUUGAUCUUCCCCCUUUGUCAAUGAAUGUUCUCAGUGUUCCAUUGAACCUUAUCUGUUCGUUCCAUACCUCCUAGACUGCUGAUUCUAGGCGAUCGGUACUAGAACCACAUCGAACACUGGCCAUUAGCAGGUCGUGAGUCCAAGCACAGCCAAAAUGGAAGGCCUCGUAGACCCAGAGACAAUUUACAUGAAGCAGAAUUGCAUCGGUGGCGGAAGUUUUGGGAAAGUGUAUAAAGGGGUCGAUAAACGUAACGGAGCAUCUGUUGCGAUCAAAAUCAUCGACGUCGAGAAUGCCGAAGAUGAGGUUGAAGAUAUCAUCCAAGAGAUUGCUAUCUUGUCGGAGCUCAAUUCGCCCUACGUGACCAGGUAUCAUGGCUCGUUCUUGAAAGGGUCUAGCUUGUGGAUCGUUAUGGAGUUCUGCUCCGGUGGUAGUUGCUCGGAUUUGAUGCGCCCCGGCACCAUUCCCGAGGAGUAUAUUAUGAUAAUUCUCCGAGAGUUGCUCCGGGGAUUAGACUACUUGCAUAGCGACAAGAAGCUACAUCGUGAUGUCAAAGCUGCCAAUAUCCUUCUCACUUCUAGUGGCCAGGUGAAGCUCGCAGACUUUGGUGUUUCGAGUCAGUUAUCAGCAACUAUGACUAAGAAAAACACCUUUGUGGGGACACCAUUCUGGAUGGCACCAGAGGUGAUCAAACAGUCGGGCUAUGAUUAUAAGGCCGAUAUCUGGUCUCUUGGAAUAACUGCAAUUGAGUUGGCGAAUGGAGAGCCACCUUACUCGGAUAUUCAUCCUAUGAAGGUUCUGUUCUUGAUUCCUAAAAAUCCUCCCCCAACCUUGCACGGGGACUACAGCAGAGCUUUCAAGAACUUCGUGGAACUUUGCCUGCGGAGGGAUCCGCGGGAGCGACCUUCAGCCCGAGAAUUGUUGGAGCAUCCAUUCAUCAAAAGGGCGAAGAAGACAACAUACCUAACGGAAUUGAUUGAACGCUACGAGCGCUGGAAUACUAUUCAUGGAAAUAAAUCGACAGAUGACGACGAGGAUAACUAUCAAGAACCUCCAUCCAAGACCAGCCCUGUCGACGAAGAAGACGAUCUCUGGGACUUUGGCACUGUCCGCCCUGCUGGGGGACGAGCUCCUGCGCUGAAGCCCAUGAAAGAAGCCGACGUGAAUGCACGAGCUCAUGAUAUCGCUGAACAAAACCUGAAGGCAAGCAGUCGUAUGGAAUUUGCACGCAAUAAAAUCAAUCCUCCUACUGUGCCGAUGCCGCCACCGCGUACUCCAGGCGCUGCAUCCGUACCAUCCUCACCCUCUAAAAUUCCUUUGCCGCCAUCUCCUAUGAAGUCUUCAGCAUCAGAGUUCAGGCCACAUACACCUUCAUAUCUAAAAGAGCCAGCUACGCGCCUGCCUAAAGAAAGCCCCGGCAAUGAAUACGAUAGAGCUCUACAGCAAGCUUUAGCCGAAGACUUGAGUUUCCUCAACCUCGACCAGUCACCAAGUAUUUCCCUAGCCUCCUCAAACAGCCGCCACGAUACUCAUGCAACACAGGGCUGUGAGAGAACGCAACCAUCACAAUGCACAGAGCAUGCACUCUUUCAGAGACAUAGCCCCUCUCGCGCUGUUCCUGGCCCUUCAUCCAGUCAGGGAUCCAGACCUGCAGCAGAAUCCAGCCCACAUCGUCAGCUUUUCGCGCCGCCGCAACCACUGCCUCGGCCUCCCCCUACUCCUAGGCACAUGUCGCCGCAGUCGCCAUCAUUCCGAUCUCAGCAAGUGCUCGCGCAAAACAACACACCUACCCCAGUGAAGCAUAGUCGAAGUCAGUCUCACAUCGCGAUAGAAAGCUCCUUUGACAGCGCUGCACGGGCAGCAAGUAAUCAACCAUCACAGUCCUCGUCGACCGAAAUUACCGCCUUGAACAGUGUGAUAUUACCUGCUCUCGAAGCCGCCAUACGUCGUCGGGCACGGCGCUUGGAACUUCUUACUCACAACUCCGCUGGCAAUAAGAGCACCGAUGCUUACAAACAGCAGGCGCGUCAGUACCACGCGCACGAGAUGAUGGAGUCUCUUGUGGGCGAUCUGUGCGGGAUGUUCACAAGACUUGAACGUUGGGAUAAUGAGGCCCCUGUGGGAAUGGGCGCCCAAGUCUCGUCGUUCUUAGAGGGGUUUCUCGAAGAGAUUCUUGUUCGGAUUGAGCCAUCCGACGAUGAUUCGAACUCAAGCGGGGCUUAAUUGUUGUCUUCUUGGGGCAACGAUGCGGUCCGCUACUGGAAUUUAGGCCUCUCUAGUGAUGAUAACGAGUUUCCCUCCACACAUAUUCGCUCGCAACCUCAUCUGUCCCAACAAGCCUGGCAGAUCUCUACCGUUGGACCACUUUCCAUGAAUCCAAUGCCUGGUGUUCUCGUUGAUAAGAGACUUGCGCAUUCAAGACCCCUGGACUACACUUUUUAUCUAGUCAUGUCACCUUGGCAUGUCUUCCUGUUGGAGUCAAUACUUUCUCGUUCUGUUCAAUGUAUGCAUGACGUUUCUAUCUACCUUGGGCUGGAACCUUUGUUAUUCCCAUCAUGAUUAUUAAGAAGGAACUGGAUCUUUUCAAAGUCAAGCAGGCUCCUGACUUUGUUCGCCUCCUCUAUUUGUUUUUCAAGUUCGCUUUUGUGUUUGGGUAAGAAGUUCUCAAGUCUUCCUCUCCCUUUUCUUUUCUUCUGUGGCUAUGUUUUCUUAGGUUAAGAUUG